Molecule: messenger RNA, 4195 nt
Organism: Dunckerocampus dactyliophorus (ringed pipefish)
Lineage: Eukaryota; Metazoa; Chordata; Actinopteri; Syngnathiformes; Syngnathidae
Gene: me2
Product: malic enzyme 2, NAD(+)-dependent, mitochondrial
Exons: 15
Coding region: 192-1946 (584 amino acids)
Biological process (GO): pyruvate metabolic process; malate metabolic process
Cellular component (GO): mitochondrion
Molecular function (GO): NAD binding; malate dehydrogenase (decarboxylating) (NAD+) activity; malate dehydrogenase (decarboxylating) (NADP+) activity
Source: RefSeq, a predicted model, not a curated record
CCACGUUCCUCUCUCCACUGUGCUUUGCAAUCUUCUUUCAGCGCAUCAGUGUUCGGUCUGCUGCUUGAGGGACCGCAAGAGCUGUCAAAUCCGCUCGGGGAGACAAAAACUAUGCUUUGGAGGGAUUAACUUGAAAGAAGAAUAACACUUACAAGCAGUUUUCCAGCCUCACAGCUUCCAGAGAGUCCACCAUGUUGUCCAGGCUAAGGAGCACCUUUUCCUGGAGGCCAGUGUGUGCGUCUGCCUGCAGAUGGGCACACACCAAAGAGAAGGGCAAGCCGCUCAUGCUCAACCCCCGCACUAACAAAGGAAUGGCCUUUUCUCUACAGGAGCGACAAAUGUUGGGCAUACACGGCCUGCUGCCCCCGAAGGUAGAGACACAAGACCUGCAGGCCAUGCGCUUCCAGAACAACCUCAAGAAAAUGACAGAUCCCCUUGAAAAGUACAUCUACCUGAUGGGCAUCCAGGAAAGGAACGAGAGGCUCUUCUACAGGGUCUUGAUGGGGGACAUUGAGGAGCUCAUGCCGAUCGUCUACACUCCAACUGUGGGACUGGCCUGCACCCAGUAUGGACACAUCUUUAGACGGCCCAAAGGUUUGUUCAUCUCCAUUUUGGAUAAAGGACACAUCCGCUCCAUACUGGACAACUGGCCAGAGACCAAUGUGGCUGCGGUAGUAGUGACUGACGGAGAGCGUAUUCUAGGCCUUGGUGAUCUGGGAGUUUAUGGCAUGGGAAUCCCUGUUGGAAAACUCUGCCUGUACACCGCCUGUGCCGGCAUCCGACCUGAGAAGUGUCUGCCCGUGGUGAUUGACGUGGGCACGGACAACGAGACUCUCCUUAAAGAUCCACUCUACAUGGGCCUGUACCAGAGGAGAGACCGCUCUCAGGCGUAUGACGACCUCAUUGAUGAGUUCAUGGAGGCCGUGGUGGACAAAUAUGGGCAAGAUACCUUGAUACAGUUUGAGGACUUUGGGAACCACAACGCCUUCCGCUUCUUGAGGAAGUACAGGGAAAAAUACUGCACCUUUAACGACGAUAUUCAAGGCACUGCAUCAGUAGCACUUGCUGGUCUGCUGGCAGCUCAGAGAGCCACAGGGAAGCCUAUCACUGAACACCGGGUGCUUUUCCUGGGAGCGGGAGAGGCUGCUCUUGGCAUCGCAAACCUGAUUGUCAUGGCCAUGAUGGAGUCGGGAAUGUCGCAGGCGGAGGCCAGGGAGAAGAUCUGGAUGUUUGACAAAGAUGGCUUAUUAGUAAAGGGAAGAACGCAGGCAAUGGACACAAACCAGGAAGCAUUUGUUCACAACAGUCCAGGUGACGUUCACAGCUUCCUGGAUGCUGUCAACACCAUCAAACCUACAGCUAUCAUUGGUGUAGCAGGAGCUGGCCGACUGUUCAGCCAUGGUGUCAUCAAGGCCAUGGGUGCCCUGAAUGAGCGGCCCAUCAUCUUUGCCCUGAGUAACCCCACUGCCAAAGCGGAGUGCACAGCAGAGGACGCCUACACGCUCACUGAUGGUAGAUGUCUUUUCGCCAGUGGUAGUCCAUUUGGUCCAGUAACUCUGAGUGAUGGACGAGUCUUCACCCCCGGACAAGGAAACAACGCUUACAUCUUCCCAGGUGUGGCUCUGGCUGUAAUCCUGAGUGGAGUACGACACAUCAGUGACACAGUUUUCUUGGAAGCGGCCAAGACACUGGCAGAGCAGCUGACUGAUAAAGAGCUGGAGGAAGGCCGACUAUAUCCGCCGCUCUCAAACAUCAGAGAGGUUUCACUCCAGAUGGCCGUCAAGGUGGUGGAGUACGUGUACGCCAAAGGCAUGGCAUUCCGCUACCCAGAGCCGGUGGACAAGAACGCCUUUGUGCAUGCGACCGUGUGGAACACCAACUAUGACUCCUUCCUGCCCGAUACAUACGACUGGCCUGGGGUCAGCUUUAGCCCCAAAACUACCUAAGGAGGUACACUCUCCCUCCUGUAACUGCUCUGCUCCUUUUAGAACAAUGACUUAACAUGUGUCUGUGAAAGAUGUUUGCACUGCGACCUCUAGUGGUGGAGAACAGCUGUACGAAAAUAUUGUUUUAGUACGAAACGCUUACUUGCUAAAAACAACAACUUAAAAAGAAACAACUUACUUGCUAAAAGCACUCCGAAUAGAAGAAGUCAGCAUUUUUGAAAGAGGCGGGCUAACAUCACGGAGCGGCUGAACCAAUAUCCACUCCACCCAGUAUUUGUUGUUUGUUUGGAAGCCAUUUUUUCUUUAUCAUCUGAGUAGUGGCAGCUGUAGGAGUGCAUACUAUUACUGUUCACUGCACACUGUAGAUUUUUUUUGUAUUGCAGUCUCAAAAAUUGUGUGGAAAUUAGGGAUGCUCCCCUCGAUCGGCCACCGAUUAGUAUCGGCCAAUUUUGUGAUCAGCAAAGGCCUUUCAAAGCCGAUCACGAAAAACAAUCAGCAUGCUGCGGCAAACCCUACGUGUGUUGUGUCACGUAGGGUGUCCAGCACCCGUAUAGAGCCGACAAGGGACGCACUGUCACGUAUUGCUGUGAGAAUCAACACUAGUCUGUAAAACCUCAAUGGCUGCAGUUUGACAGCUUGACACAGGCUACGCCAAUCAACGCCAGCGUGUUUGAUCACUCCCUUAUCAAACCUAUUGCUGUUCGAUUUUGCUUGCACCUUUGUUUACACACUUUGCCUAGCUGUCCCUGGCGGCAACUAGCUAGCUUCUCAUCUUCUGACUCCAAAUGUCACUUUUUACCACAGUGACAUUUCGUUUUUAAAACAAACAAGCAAUACGGUUAGUUCGGAGCUCGUUUUUUCCCCAUGGGCAAGUGGAUAUUGCCCUCAUGGGGUACAUACUACGUUUUUCAAGUGUCACUGAAUCAUUUUGCUGUUGUCAUCAUGCUAAUUAUGUCUUGUCCUCAAAACACGGUUUGUGUGUGGUUGUUUAAUGAACAUAAACACAUAGUGUGUCCAGCCUUAUGAUGGUGAUACUAUCACAGGGGUCUCCUAACUCGCCAGGUGAUUUUGAGUAGCUCACCAAAGGGUCAAAGUAUACUUGCUUCAACUCUCGUCUCAAGACGAUGGCCACACUGUUUGAGUGGUGAUCUGCUUGGUAAGUAAAGUAGCAUAGAAUUUAAGUGUUGACAAUCAUAAAUAAAACACAAAUACUUGACAGCUUUAAUAGUGAUGAAAGUUGGAGACCCCUGCAACCUGGACACUCAAUUCAUUCUGUAGGUUUGUGUCAAAUAGUAAAAAAAAAAAAAAAAGUAACUAUCUGCAGCCCUGGCCAAUAGCACUCAUCAUGAAUAAAUUUAAAAAUCUACCAUGUGAUCGGGAUCGGUAUCGGACGAUGUCACCCAUGGAUGAUCGGAAUCGGCAGCAUAAAACCCUGAUCGGAGCAUCCCUAGUGGAAAUCAUUCUCCCUUAUAGCGUAGCAGGUGUAAGGUCUCAAGCUGCUGCACCUUCCCGCCCUGAUACUUUGAAACCUCUAAUUUAUGUUAUUGUCACGUUGUUUCUUUGUUGUGUUUGUCAUGUAUUCAACCAGAAGUUACUGAUCAAGCUGCCAUGAAUACAUCAAAUUGUCCUCAUGUAUUUAAAUCUAGAUGUUUUUAGGCCUGGAAAGUACACAGUCAUCAACUUAUAUUCUUUUUGCUGGAAAAGUCUCAAAUCAGUUGCUUCUAGUUUGUAACUAGACGAGCUCUAAAAUCCCACUGUGACAAUAUUUUUCGUAUUAUUGAUAUUUUUACAGUGCGUAGUCAUUUCCACAACGCAUAUUUGUAAAAGUGAGAAGAGGAUAAAUAUGAGCUGUUUUGUAGGUCUAUUUUUCUAAUUUACCAUAGUGUUAAAAGUUUUUGUACACAAAAAGGCAUUGUUGACCUCACACACUGGAAAACUAACCUCACAGCCUAUUACUUUUUGUUUGACUUGAUGUUAUAAGGAUAUUUAUUUUAAUCUUUUGUAAUCAUGCAUCCAUUUUCAAACAAAUAUAAACGCCUUUUGUUUUAAUCUUCGGUCUACAGUAUUUAUUUGAAGAAAACCUUCAUGCCGUUGCAACUGCAUCCUACUGUGUUUCAUUAUAUUAUGGUGUCAGAAAAUGUGUUUGUACUGAACAGCAAAAUGGCCUUACCCUUUGUUUUCAAAGAAAAGAAUGUUGAUGCUGCUUAUUAAUACACGUUGGUAAAAGUGGAGAUUAAAAACUUAAAAAU